Molecule: messenger RNA, 6466 nt
Organism: Nomia melanderi (Alkali bee)
Lineage: Eukaryota; Metazoa; Arthropoda; Insecta; Hymenoptera; Halictidae
Gene: milt
Product: trafficking kinesin-binding protein milt
Biological process (GO): vesicle transport along microtubule; mitochondrion distribution; protein targeting
Cellular component (GO): mitochondrion; cytoplasmic vesicle
Molecular function (GO): myosin binding
Source: RefSeq, a predicted model, not a curated record
UCGCCGUUCAUUCUCCACGUUGGGAGGGUGUUCUGCGUCUGUUUUCUUGUCAUGUAAAAAAAAUUUGUUCCGUGCUUUUACAAAUUAACCGAACGUGCUUCUUCGCGCAAUGUUUGUUUGUUACACUGGAACGACACCUCUGUGAGCUACGUGAAAAUAUCGUGAAAUGACAGUUGGAAGUGAAUCGAUGUUUCAGUGCAGUAUUAUUUUAUAUGUUUUUUUUGUUCUGUGCACGUAUCGUUAAUCGUACGUCGAUUGCCUGUACUACCGAAUACCGCGAGCUAUUUGUCUAAAGUAUCCACAGCGACGAACGUAUUGACAAACCGAAAACAGAACAAAGAAGGUAUUCACUAAAAAUCCUCGUCCAGAAGGAAGUAAAACUACAAACAGCGGAUUCCAAAAGGAUCCCUGGAGUGGUGCUACGAACAGAAUGGUGAAAAUCUCGAUACCGAGCCGCGUGAGGUGAUUAUGGUGACAUGAGCAACGACCGCGGUUCAAAAGAAUCCUUCCGGAGCCAAAGCGAGAAGUCCGCGGGAGGUUCAUGUUCGGGAAUAGACAGGCAAGAACGAACUGGCGAAGAUCAUUCUUCGAGAACGAUUGACCAAGCUGGAAAUGCUCUGCGGAACGACGAGCAAACAUUUUCACGAACGAGCGAUACACUUAGAUCACCUAGCCGGCAUGCGGAAGGUGAGGCCGAAUCAGGGAAGCAUUCCCAGGGAACGCUCGACAGUUCCCAGGGAGAUUCAUCUGGGAAAACAAUCGGACGAGACGAGGUUAAUACCGUUUCAAGAACGAGCGAAAGUCUUUCAGGGAACGUCGCCAUACCAGGAAGUUCCUCGUGGAGCAACCUGCAUUUUUCCCAUCGCGGUGUCGCGUUAGAAACUGGCUGGUCGUCGAACGAAACAUUCGGGAAAUCGUAUGGAUUCGAACAUCUGCUAGGAAUACCGGAUAACCAGUCCGGGAGGAACGUCUGGAGAACGGAAGGAGGUUCAAGUGAUACUUCAAGGAUGAGCGCCGGACAAGAUGGAAGACGUUCCCUGGGUAGCAAAGACUCCAGCGACUCCUGGCGAUUAAGGAGCCCCGAGAGUCCAUCUUGGAAGCUGGGAACUAGCUCCCCGCGGACCCCCAUGUUCACCAGUUUGGCCCUAGACGUUUCGUACGCUGGCUUGGACUCCUCCGGCCAUUUUGACUCUGCCACCCGCAGAAUACACCGGGAAGAUGAUCCGCCGGAGUACUGGCAGGACUACAGUGUCAUCGAUUAUCUGGAUAAGUUGGCCUCCAGCGACGACAGCACGCCGGAGGAACGGGUCGAGACCUUGAAGGAGAUCCUGGCGGAAACGGACAUCCACGAGGGCGAUGGAAUCGUUUCCGACUUUUUGUUCCACGUCGCCAAGACGAAGCACGGCAAGAUUUACAUCAGGGUCAUUAGAACGAUGCUUCUCAACAGAGUUCUAUGUAGCAGCCGGGUGAGCCAAAUGACCAAGACGUAUAAUGACAUAGAAGCAGUCACAAGGCUUCUAGAAGAGAAAGAGAAGGAUUUAGAACUCACCGCACGCAUUGGAAAAGAAUUGUUAUCGCACAACCAAAAACUCGAAACCACGGUUACCAGUUUAGAAUCAGAUUUAAAGGAAGCUAACGAACGGAUCACUCAACUCACGCACGAGCUUACGAAGAAGACAGAGAUCAUCCAAAUCUUGACAAAUGAUGUUGAAGAAACGAGCUCUGAAGCCGGGACGCCCACCGGAUUGCGUGGUAUUAAUCUUGACGUGAUGCAGAAGAAGAUCAGUAAUUUGGAAGACGAGAACAAACAACUGCGAACUGAGUUUGCGAAAUUAGUACACGACACUGAUAAUUCAGAGGAGCAAGAGGCAAAACUUGUCAAGGAUAUCGCCGCUCAACUUGCAAGUGCAAACAUGGAAGUGGACGGGAUUGCAGAGGAGCUUGACAGGCAAAAAGAAGAGAACCGACUACAACAUGAGCAAAUUGUCAGUUUGACGGCAAAACUGGCAGAAACGGAAUUGAGAUUAGCACAGUUGAUGGCUGAGCAUGACGAGGUGGGAGCCACUUUGCUCAUCACAAGGGAUAACCAGAAUACCCUGGCGAGCGAACUGGCCGAAUUUAAGGAUCGAUAUACAGAGGUGGUGAAUUUAUUAGCAGAAACUCAAGAGCAACUGCGAAAGCAACGAAAAAGAGGAAUGCCAACAGUUAGAGGAGGAUCUCUGUUUCCCUCAAUGGGAGCUGCACCACAACCAGAUUCCAUUGCUUCGGAAUUAGAAUCCUCUCUUUAUUCCGAAUUCAGCUUAGAUUCUGGUAUCAGCACUGACAGAGUACCUACAUACAAGAAGGUGUUUGAAACAGUUAGAAGUGCUUCAAGAAAUUCUUAUGGAGUUGAUGGUAAUCAGUUCCCAAGAAUAGGAUCGAUGACUACAUCAACUCUGUCAAGUGGUUUCAGUGGACCCAGAAUGAGUUGUGGACAAAUUCGACCUACGGCAUCGACGUUCCCUAGUUUAGAUUCUGCUGGCCAUAGCGAUUCGGAAGGCUCCCUUAUUACAGAUUCUGAAGAUUAUCCGGGUCCCCAAAAAGCGGGAAUACCCGGAGCUCCUGGAGCAGCGGAUCUUGAGGCAGCUCUUCGCAGGUUAACACCUGCUGAAGUCAUAGCACGACGUGCUUGCCUUAGCACGGGUACAGGAUAUAGUUAUGAUUAUGACGCCGGAAUAAAUUCACCCUCAGCCUUCGUCCCUCUUGGUUGUAGAACACCAGACAGCAUUAUGUCCACAGGAAGCACUGGCAAUUUAAGUGGUUAUAGCGGAAACGCUUGGAGGAUUCCUGAAAAAUUACAAAUAGUAAAACCUAUUGAAGGUUCACAAACGUUACAUCAUUGGACUCAAUUAGCCACGCCAACUUUAGGUGGUCUGUUAGAAGACAGACCGGGUGUAAUGACUCGUGGAGGCCGUGGCCUGGAAGACUUAGGCCUAGUCACUUUUACUUUAAGCGAUCUUGAAGAAGAUGAAGAAUAUACUAACCCUGGAAAACUCUUCCAAGACACAGGCUCCGUGUAUACUUACACUAAUAGCACUGUUCUUCAUCCAGAUGAUCAUACAAACGUAACUCCAAGUAUUGUGGGUAGCAGGGUUGCUACUGCACCUAGUAGUGCUUUAAAUUCCGGAAUGAGUACUCCAAGAACUUUAAGUAGAAGGAAUUCAACUUCGACAUUUUCAACAACCCUUGGGCUUGCCAAGAUGCUGAAUGAAAGAGGCAUAAAAGCUGUAACACCUUCCUGCGUUGGUACUCCAAGUGGAGAAAGAAAUUACACACCUACUGCAACACCAUGCAAUAGUCCUGAUGCUAGUCCACCAGAAAGUCGAUCCAGUUCACCAACUCCAGAAAGUGGAAUUUCGCUUGGAUUGUUAUCUAGUGGAGCAGAAUUGUUAAAGAGAACGUUUGGUGGAGAAACAGCGGUGAAAAGAAAGCGGACAGUACUUUCAAGAUCCGAAAAGAAGGCUCUUACUGGUAUUCGUCUAGUAGAAAAGCUAGAAAGAAUUGGUAUUGAUACUAUAAUGGCCACAACGAUCGGUUCUUCUAUUUCUCCACUAGCUCUUCAAGGUACUUUAUACACCAGGCGUGCUACCGACAGCCCUAUGGCUCAGUUAACUUUCCUAAAACACUCCAUAUCCUCAAGUGGAAGUCAGGAAAAACUUUCACCUUCUUCCUCCGUAAGUGAUUCCUCAUCGACGAAACGACAACUCGUUGAAAAACAGCAAGCUGAGUCCACAUCGGGUAGGGAGACAAAUAGACAAAGGAGAACUGGUGCUAGGGCCACGAGGCCCGAUCUUGGACAGGUUACACCUGCGGUCCCCGUCACUGUUACAAAAGAAUCAACCGCGCAAUCUGCUUUGGGAACACUUAGUUCGCUUUUAUUUGGACGGAAAGGUGGAUUACUUUGAAACCACUUUUCGUUGCGUGCUAAAUAAAAUAAUAUGGGGAUCUUAGAUAAAAUUUAAAAGAAUCAAACAGAAGAUUGUCGGAGCGAUGAGAAAAUUGAUUGUUUGCUUUUUCUGCGAGGUUGUUUCACAAUAUUUUUCAAUAUAGAAUGAAAAAUGUUCACAUUUCUAACGUAAACAAGAAUAUGAUAAUAUAUUGCAUAAUACAGAACGUUUGAUACAAAGCAUAAAUUUUGUAUUACUUUGUAUACAAUAUAUAUUAAACAACAUGUUCAGUAAACGACAUUUUACCAUUUUAACACAAUGCUUUAAUAUGUUUCAAACAUUUUCAAUUCAUUAAAUGUGCUUUUAUUUUAUAUCUUUUUAAGAUUGCUUUGCAUGCAAAAUAUUGUGCACGUGUUUAUUAUGUUUUCAGAUAUAAUAUUUUGUAACCAACUUGAAAGUCUGAUAUUUUCAUUGUAUAAUGAAAUAGUUUUCAUCGCCAGAUGUGACAUUUUCUUUGUACAUUACUUAUUAUUAGAAAUAUUUAAACAUUUAAAAUCAUGUCAUAAAGUAGUUACAUUUAAAUCGUACUGGUACUGCUGAAUAGAAUUUAAACAUUCCUUAUCAUAUUUUUCAAGAACAUAUUUCCAAUAUUACUUUCAGUUUAAAAAAAAUGAACUCUUAAUUAUCUUUAUGCUAUGUAUAAGUGUUAACAUACGAAACAAAAUGCGGUUUUGUUUUUUGGGGGAAAAAAUAGUUCAGUUUGAAAUACACUAGCAAAUAUUUCCAAAAAUUACAGUAUUAUAUGUAAUGUAUGUAAUUUUAUAUUUAAAUAAUCAAUUUUUCAGCGCUCCGAGAAUCUACAAUUUGGGAAAAAUGAACUAACUUUUAUUCAUUUUAAUUUCAAAAAGCAGCUAUUUCACAUGAAUUAUUUCGUUUUAUAAAUGAUUUAUUGUAAAUAAGUGAUUCAUCUUUUUAAAAAAGGGAUAAAACAUAUUCCGUAGUGCUGCGUAGUAAUAAAAACCAAAAAAAAGUGUACAUGAUUAUUUUUAGUGCUCUUUGAUUAGUAAAAAUUAAUUCAGGCACGUACAAAGAAAUAAUUUGAAAUUGUUAGUUUAUACAUAUUCAAAACGGCGAAAGUUAGAGAAAUGUAUUAUGUAAAUUAAUUUACAUUGUAUAGAGAAUAACACAAUAUAGCGAUUAAUACUUAAAAAUGACUUAGAACGUUGCAGUCAUCUAAUUAUGAAAUAUUACAAUUUAUUCAAUUGAAUUUUAUGAAAAAUAGUGAUAUUUUGUGUUACCGCAGAAUACAAAUUCUUUUAAGUGAAAGUGUUCAAUUUAGUUGUUAGUUUGUAUUACUUUGUAUUACUGAAAAAAUCAUUUGCCGGGAAAUUCGAACAUUCGUAAUAUAACAGUAAAACAAUAUUAUUUAUUUAUUGUUUUAUUUUAUGCGCGCCAGAGUCUUACAACGAUACAACAGAAAUUAUGAAAAAAUGCAACAAUUAUUAAUGCACUUUCAUGUAAAAGCAGGUAAGCGACUUACGCUUUAAAGACAACCUUCAUAAAUACAAAUUGAUUUCUAACUGAAUGAUAAAUUGCAAGAAAAAAUAUUCUCUAAACAAAUACCAAAAAACAUUGAAAAAGUCGCAGCGGAUUUUGUAUGUCGGAGCACAAUUUCUAGAAACAAAAAUUUUAGGGUGCUUUAAAUUAAAUCAUUUGUGUUUCAUUAGGACUAGGAAUUUAUUGGAAAUUGGUCAAUUAUAAUUCAGAUUAGUUAGUUAAUUGCGUUACUACUGUCGGUCUUUGUUUUAGAGACCUUACAGUUAGUACAGAUAAUUAAUUAAUUAUCGAUUAAUUAGUGAUCACUCGACUAAAGUAACUAGUUAUGUUACUAAUACACUAUUUUUAGUUAAUGAUCUCUUGUAAAUAACAUUAUAUUAAAUUCUUAUCAAUUAACUGUUUCGAAAUUGACAGGAUUAUACGUCCAAGAUUAUGUUUGCGAACCGCAAACUUCAGUCCCGUCUUUUCAUUUCAUUUUUUUUUAUUGAUAUUGAGAUAUAUUGAAACAUAAUCUCAUUACGAAAAAGUAAUGGGAUUCUGUAUUCUGUUUUGAAAAUAAUUUAUAUGUAUUUUAUUCUAAAAAACCGCUUUGGAAAGGUUAAAUCGUACCUUAUUUCUGACACGUAAUUUAAAAUAGAUCUAUUCAAGUGAAAGUUAGUAAUGAAAAAUUUUUUUUUAAUGAAACUAGAUUCAGCGAACUUCAUAUUUAUAUAAUAUGAAAUUAAUUGAUCAAUAAUUAAUCGAACAGUGAUUGAUCAAUUGCUUAUGUAAAUAAUAAUCUGGGAUUUUAUUUCUACUUUGCCUCUUUUUUUUAAUCGGUUUUGAUUAAAAAAAUUGAUUGCAAUGUAUGUAGCGUGUUUGAUGGUGAACCGCUGUUGUAUUCAUGGAUGGACCUCUGUCUUGUAUUAUAGGGAAGAGGAUUGUUUAGCAGGUGCAGCCUUGUACAUAGACAAGUAUCGAUUAAUAAAUUAAAUUGAAAAAUC